GAGCGGUCUAAAAAAUCUUACAAGUUCCAAGUUACAGCGGUAACUCCAACGAUCCUUUUUUUUUCUUCUCGUUGCGGUAGAUCCCAAAAUUCAAACUUUCACAGCGGUAAAACCCAUGAUUCCAUUUUUCUACAGCGGUUAAUUCCCAACUAUGAUCGAAAACUACAGCAAAGGGUACAAAAGGUAUUUCACUUUAUUUUCUUGCAUUUGAUUAGACAACGCAGAGAGGACAUAUCGUAUGCAAUGAUGUAAUGAAAUUUACAAUAAGAGGAAGCAGAAAUAUUGCUGUGACCAUUUCUCCAAGUAUUUUAAUGUUGUUGUCGUUAAAAACAAUCAAGCCUGCAAGGCUUCAACGGCGACGUUUUGUCACUUUGUUAUUCGUCGACUUCUCGAGCUCCCAGAUUCUUCAGCUAACCCAUCAUUAUAAAGCCACCGCCACCUCGUGCUCAGACGGUUUCAAUCAGAGACUGAAGCAAAAGCCGAUCAAUGGGUUUACGCGCGCAAAACGACGGCGUCCGGGGCAGGAGGAAAUCAUCGACGAGAGGCCACCACAGGUUCGUGGGCGUUCGACAGAGGCCAUCGGGGAGAUGGGUCGCCGAGAUUAAGGACUCUCUGCAAAAGGUGAGGCUUUGGCUCGGGACUUUCGACACAGCGGAGGACGCCGCUCGAGCCUACGACGACGCGGCUCGAGCGCUGCGCGGUGCGAACGCCCGAACCAACUUCGAAUUGCCCCAAUCGACCAAUGGGUCCGGCCAUGCCAAUGGCGGUGCCGGCGUGGCCGAAAAUGUGGAGCCUUUUUCGUUUGAGGCUGUGUGUGGAAAUGGGGCUGAAGCCGAUGGGUUGCUUGGCGCGCUCAGGGCUAAGCUGCUCGACGGCAAAGGGUGUGUGGUUCCGCAACCACGGGGGAAUAAUGGUGGUGCCAAGAUGGAGCCGUCUCCUAUUGGUCCACGUGGCGUGGUGGGUUUUGUGAACCCGAACCGGCAUCCUUCUUCAUCCUGGUCGGCGAAGGAGGAUCCGAUUGUGUUAGAUAUUAACGGUCAUGAUCAUCGGUGGGGUCAUCAUCAAGCUCAGCCUAGUCACACAGCAUCAAACCAGAGCAUAGCUUGGAGCAAUGAGUCUCCAGCAUUAGCAUAUGACCAAGUGCCCAAUUGGUCAACAUGGUCAACGCAAACUGAUUCAUUUACAGAGCAGUGCCCUAUGGAGCUGCCAUUGCAAAUCACAAGCCUUGCUGGGGAUGGUAAAGUGACAGCGGCGAGCACACAGCAGCUGUCACAGAUUGAUGGGUCAGCAAUUUUGGGGUCAUCAACUUCAGGUGCUUGGUCUUCAGACCAGCAGCAGUUUUUGCACUGUGACAACAAUUGGGCGGCAGGUGGUGCAAAUGCCUCUUGGGACCCACUCUUCUAUGCAUCCUCUGUUCUGGGGUGAUAGACAUAGAUGAGAUCAUAUCAUAUAAAAAUUAAUUAAAUUUUUUUUCUUUCUUUUAGGUGUUUUUAACAAUGCCUUUUUAACCUUACGAGCUAAGUCUUCUUUGCAGGCUAAUCAUUCUUUAAUGCGUGUGUGCCCCCAAUAAUAAAUUAUGUACCCUACUUCCCCUCUUUGUUUGUGUGUUGCAGUAGUGAGUGACAAUUAUGUAAAUGUAUUAAAUGGCUCUAGUUAAUCAGGUUUAACAUGUAUUGAUCCUUGGUUACCAGAACUCUACUUUCUUUUG
Molecule: messenger RNA, 1708 nt
Organism: Prunus avium (sweet cherry)
Lineage: Eukaryota; Viridiplantae; Streptophyta; Magnoliopsida; Rosales; Rosaceae
Biological process (GO): regulation of DNA-templated transcription
Molecular function (GO): DNA binding; DNA-binding transcription factor activity
Source: RefSeq, a predicted model, not a curated record